AUGCCGCGGCCAGGGAAGAGCUCGUACAGCGACCAGAAGCCGCCCUACUCCUACAUCUCCCUGACGGCCAUGGCCAUCCAGCACUCGGCCGAGAAGAUGCUGCCGCUGAGCGACAUCUACAAGUUCAUCAUGGAGCGGUUCCCCUACUACCGGGAGCACACGCAGCGCUGGCAAAACUCCCUCCGCCACAACCUCUCCUUCAACGACUGCUUCAUCAAGAUCCCGCGCCGCCCCGACCAGCCGGGCAAGGGCAGCUUCUGGGCGCUGCACCCGGACUGCGGGGACAUGUUCGAAAACGGCAGCUUCCUGCGCCGCCGCAAGCGCUUCAAGGUCCUGCGGCCCGAGCACCACCUGCCCGGCGGCGGCCCCGGCGGCCCCGGCAAGGCCCCGGCGCCCGCCCCGCACCUCGUGCACUACUUCCACCCGCCGCCGCCGCCGCCGCCGCCGCCCCCCCCGGGCAAGGUGCCGGCGAUGGCGGGCUCCGAGGCCGCCGUGGCCGCCGCCGCCGCCGCCGCCGCCGCCGUGGCCGUGGGGCGGCUGCCGCAGUUCUCGCCCUACGGCGGCAGCCAGCCCUCGGGCUUCAAGCACCCCUUCGCCAUCGAGAAUAUCAUCGGCAGGGAGUACAAGGGCGUGCUGCAGGCCGGCGGGCUGCCGCUGGCCUCCGUGAUGCACCACCUGGGCUACCCCGUGCCCGGUCAGCUCAGCGGCGUCGUGGGCUCCGUGUGGCCGCACGUGGGCGUCGUGGACUCGGUGCCCGUGUCCCCCGACUACGGAGCCUUCGGGGUGCCCGUGAAGGCGCUCUGCCACCCGCCGGCACAGACCAUGCCCGCCGUCCCGGUGCCCAUCAAGCCGGCGCCGGCGGUGCCCGCCGCCUCCGCCCUGCCCGCUCUCACCGUGGCCGCCUCGCAGAUCUGCCCCGCCGCCGCUCCGGGCCCCGCCGCGCUCCUGGAGCAGACCGCGAGCAGCCCCGCCGAGGGCAAGAGCUCCCUUCACUCCGUCCUGGUGCACUCCUAA
This is a messenger RNA of Rhea pennata, 1014 nucleotides long. RefSeq names its product forkhead box B2 (gene FOXB2). The record is from RefSeq and is a predicted model, not a curated record. The transcript has a single exon. NCBI's taxonomy places the organism in Eukaryota, Metazoa, Chordata, Aves, Rheiformes, Rheidae. Gene Ontology annotation, molecular function: RNA polymerase II cis-regulatory region sequence-specific DNA binding; DNA-binding transcription factor activity, RNA polymerase II-specific. Gene Ontology annotation, biological process: anatomical structure morphogenesis; cell differentiation; regulation of transcription by RNA polymerase II. The coding region runs from base 1 to 1014 and encodes 337 amino acids.